AUGGCGACGACACUUCCACGGCCAGCGAGGCCGUCAAACGGUCCGCCUACGAUGGCCUUGCCUGCUCUUCCUGUCCCCAAGACUAGGAAAAGCACCGGAAACUUGCCUACACCGGCCUCCAAAUCGAGCCCGACGACACCCAACCCCAAGAGCGGUCUUCGGGCUCCUUCGUCGUCCUUCCUCCCUCCCACGACCCCCGCCCCAACAUCAGCACUUCCGCAACCGCGUGCGGUCUCUGCCAUGAGCACCUCUUCUGUUAAGACGUUGCGCAAGACAGUGAGCAUUAACUCGUUCCCCCAGCCGCCUCGAGGCGACAAUCGCGUCAAUAGCCUACCCCCGAGUCCACUGGGUGCUGACUCCUCGCGGAAUCCAUCACGCAAGUCAAAGGGCUCCACCACAUCCAGCUAUUCUCAUUUGAGCAACGGGGCUCCGAGUCUUUUGAACAACAAUGCCGAGGGGAAGUCGAUAUCAAGCGCGAGCGUUCGCAUGUCGGACGGGCUUAUCAGCAUAUCAUCGCCACCUCAAAGCAGGAGCUCGUCCGCGCAGGACUCCUAUUCAACUUCGGCGACGACGUAUGAUGACCCCAUUGACGGAGCAGCGGCAAAGUCCUUAUCUGACAACAUCAGUGACAAAAGAGGUUCCAAGCUGGACGGCAAGGGUAAUGUCGUAGUCAGUGUGAGAGUAAGACCGGACGCAGGCGGCAAUGAAAACAACAAAACCGAGGGGGAAUGGAUGGUCGACGGGCGCAAGUCUCUUGUUGCUUACAGGGGAAAGGAAGGCGGUGACUACUUCUAUGAUAACGUUUUCACGACACAUGACGAUAAUAGCCGAGUCUACGACUGCAUAGCAAAACGCUUGGUACGCCGUGUAAUGGAAGGUUACCACGGAACAGUUUUCGCGUACGGUAUGACUGGUACCGGAAAGACGUUCUCGAUGCAAGGAACCGCCUCUUCACCGGGUGUUAUCCCUCUAGCGAUUACCGAUAUUUUCUCCUACAUCAGGGAAACCCCGUCCCGCGAGUUUCUCCUUCGCGUCAGCUACCUUGAAAUCUACAACGAAAAGAUUCACGACUUACUCAGCAUGUCCACUGGGCCCGGCGCUGGGGCCAACGGUGGACAAGAGGAGAUUAAGUUGCGCGAAGACAGCAAACGUGGAGUCUACGCCAGCCCCUUGAAGGAAGAAAUCGUGCAGAGUCCGACACAACUCUUGAGGGUGAUUGCCCGCGGAGACCAAGCGCGCAGGACAGCAAGUACCCAGUUCAAUGCGAGGAGUUCUCGAAGUCAUGCAGUGGUGCAGAUUGUGGUGGAGAGCCGAGAGCGGAUACCAGGGAACCCUGGAGGCGGCGACAGCAAGCGAUCCGGCAUGCUACCCGGCGGUGUGCGCGUGUCAACCUUGAGCUUGAUCGAUCUUGCUGGAUCUGAGAAGGCCGCAGAGUCCAAGGAACGAAGGACAGAAGGUUCACAUAUCAACAAGAGUUUGCUGACUUUGGGCACCGUCAUCUCGAAGCUGUCUGAACACAAGGACAAGGACGGAAAGGCAGCCGACAAGGAUGGAAAGCACUUGCCAUACCGAGACAGCAAGCUGACCAGAUUGUUGCAAGGGGCUCUGUCAGGCGGCUCUCUCGUGAGCAUUCUAUGCACCAUCCAGAUUGGAGCCGCCGGCAGUGCAGCCUCCUCCAACUCUCACACCUCGGAAACAAUCAACACCCUGAAGUUCGCGUCACGAGCCAAGAACAACAUCGUCAGUCAUGCCAAGAAGGCCGAAGAAGCUCUUGGCGCGGGUGGCGACGGCGGCGCAAGAGUCCUUCUGGAACGAUACCGCAUGGAAAUUCAGGAACUGCGGCAGCAGCUGGACACGCAGGCCAAGGAGAAGAACUCAAAGAAUGCCGAAGCAGAGAAAGAAAGAGACGCCGAGGAGGAGAAGGCCCGGGAACUCGAGGCUGAACAUCGGCAUGAAGAGCAAAUGCUCGAAAUGCAACUCGCCCGCACAGCCCUCAAGGAACGGAUCGAUCAUCUUAAUCGUCUGAUCUUGAGUUCCAAAUCAAUUGGCGUCAACGCGAGCGGCUCCUACAGCGCCUUGGGCAUUCACACAAGGACUUCCAUGGCGUCUGUUCGAUCCUCAUUGGCUACAUCAAAUGGCGGCAGACCCAUACUCGAAAGAACGGCGUCCAUGACGUCGGCAUCAUCGACGAUCGGUCGUCGAUCUAGUGGCCGAUCAAGUGGAGGGCAGCGAGUGUCCAGCGGCGAGGGCGGAGGCAUCACGGAUGACGACAGCGUCGGCGAGUUCGGAGACGGUAGCGCUUCGUUGACGGCACAGAACCGCGCUUUGCAGGCCGAUCUUGCGGACAAGACGAGGUACAUCCAGACGCUUGAGAAGAGGCUCAUGCAGGCACGAAGAGCCAGUUCCUCCCGGACUUCGGUCGGCUUCUCUGCCCCUAACAAGGGUAUCAUGGUGGGGGAGGACCAUAGUGUGUCGACCGUACUGAGGGAGAAAGACGCCGAAAUCGCCGAGCUGAGGGCACGACUGGACGACAAGGACCGAAUGUUGGCUGCGCUACGUUCCGCAGCCCGUUCCAGAGAAGUGGCAGAAGGGACGGAAGGCCGGACAUCGGCUCUGUACGAACACAGCCCACCACCAACCAUCAACCCGCCUCCGGCACCGCACAACGCUUUCGCCGGCCGAUCGAACUCGCUGACGAACCCUCGCAGUCGCACCAAGAGUGUUGACGAGGUGAAUAAGAUUCUCGACGAGAUGAUCCAAGACCGCGUGGAGACCGGCCACCUCGUUAAGGGCGUCAGAGGAAGUAUUCGGGUUGCCAGCGAGCGCAAGCUGGAGCCCCACCCGGAGCACUCACUGCAGAUGGAGCCACUGAGAAGGACGGCAUCGUUUGAUGACGGUACUAGGCCGGCAGCAGUGGAGGCGUGA
Messenger RNA from Colletotrichum karsti, 2925 nucleotides. RefSeq names its product kinesin family protein. The record is from RefSeq and is a predicted model, not a curated record. NCBI's taxonomy places the organism in Eukaryota, Fungi, Ascomycota, Sordariomycetes, Glomerellales, Glomerellaceae. The transcript has 2 exons. Gene Ontology annotation, molecular function: ATP binding; microtubule binding; microtubule motor activity. Bases 1 to 2925 code for a protein of 974 amino acids. Gene Ontology annotation, biological process: microtubule-based movement.